AUGAUCCAGAAGAUGAGGCCAUGGCAACAGCUCAGUUGGAUAAGGUACCAAAGCAGGGUUGUAGUCAAACCGCAAACCUUACCCUUCCAAUUGGUUCACCGGACAUUCGCCACCGGGCCACCAUCGGUACCUUCCGGCAAGAGUCCGGAAAAGCCAAAACCUUCCCUAUGGAGUAGAGUUAAGCAUGAGGCACAGCAUUACUGGGAUGGUACGAAGCUACUAGGUUUAGAGAUGAAGAUUUCAAGUAAGCUUCUUUUUAAGAUGUCAGCCGGUUACGUGCUUAGCCGUCGUGAAAUGCAACAAUUAAAGAGAACAACUCGGGACGUUGUCAGAUUGGUUCCUUUUUCGGCUUUUGUUCUUGUCCCAUUUGCUGAGUUACUCUUACCUAUUGCGUUGAAGUUGUUCCCCAAUCUAUUGCCCUCAACAUACGAGUCUAGCCAGGACAAGCAAUCAAAGUUGAAUAACUUACGGAAAACUAGAAGUCUCAUGUCUCAAAUCAUAAAGGACAACAAAUCGCAUUUCAAGCCUGGAAAUAUUACAGAUGAUCAGAAAGUGGUUUUCAAUAGUUUUUACAAGCAUGUUAGGGCCUCAGGUGAGCCGGAAUCUCGCCAACAGUUAAUUCAGGUUGCAAGGCUAUUCACCGAUGAUACUGUUCUGGAUAAUGUGACCAGACCUUACUUGGUAGCUCUUGCCAAGUACAUUAAUUUGCAACCAUUUGGCACUGAUGUGAUGCUUCGUUACCGUAUCCGUUAUAAAUUGUUGGAGUUGAAGAAAGAUGAUAUCGCCAUUUAUUACGAAGGUGUUGACAGCUUGGAUAGUACUGAACUACGUACCGCAUGUGCUUCGAGAGGAAUCAGAAAUUUGAACGUUGAAGAAUCGGUUUUACGUGAUAAUUUAAAGAUUUGGCUGAAUAUGAGGCUGAAGGACAAAAUUCCAUCAACGCUAUUAGUCAUGGCUACUGCUUAUACGUACGGUGAUAUCACCUCCAAAAAAAACCUCUACGAAGCCUUAUGCGAUGUCUUGAGUGGUAUUCCAGACGAAUUGUAUCAUGAAGUUAAAGUGAACGUCGUGGAAGAAAACAGUGCCACGAAUAAAUCGAAAAUGGCCCAAUUGAAGGAGCAGGAGGAGAUCAUGAAAGAAGAAGAACAACAGGAGAAGGAUGCAGUCGUAAAAGUGAAGGACGAAUUGAGUUUGGAUGCCCUUGAUAAGCAUGAAGAGAAGCUACCGGCUCAAGAGCACAAGUAA
Messenger RNA from Lachancea fermentati, 1245 nucleotides. Lineage: Eukaryota; Fungi; Ascomycota; Saccharomycetes; Saccharomycetales; Saccharomycetaceae. The record is from the annotation of a GenBank genome assembly.